Penicillium diatomitis is the source of this 513-nucleotide messenger RNA. RefSeq lists its product as uncharacterized. NCBI's taxonomy places the organism in Eukaryota, Fungi, Ascomycota, Eurotiomycetes, Eurotiales, Aspergillaceae. The record is from RefSeq and is a predicted model, not a curated record. The transcript has 2 exons. The coding region runs from base 1 to 513 and encodes 170 amino acids.
AUGGACCCUGAAUCCUCUAAGCUUUAUCGACCUACGGGCUUGAGUUCAUCGUGCAAUGAGAGUGCCUAUAGACGGCUGGCCGCCCGAGGUUAUACGCCCAAGACCCUGGUCAAGGCUACCCGCAAAGUCGCCGUCACACCAAUCGCUCUAAACCUCUGCGUCCCGACCUUCCGGUCCCAUCCAAUGAUCCAGGGUCCCAUGAAAAUUUCUCUGCCACGCAGUGCCUCCGAAAGCAUCAUUAAAAUCGACCUGGGAGUUGAUCGUGAACAAACCUCCGGACUGAUGUUCAAGCGACUCUUCAAGACCCAAACAGUGCAGAUCGCAAACUGCAUUUCACCCUGGCCUAUCCUAUUCUGUUCCUCUCCCGAGUAUGGUGCGGACCGCCAGUGUGGCAGUGCAUGCAAGACUGAGCACCAAGUGGAGCGCACUAGAACCCGGCGGGUCAACUUCCAAUAUCUCACGAAUGGUGUUUGCUUCUACGUUGGUAUGGCAAAAAAUCAAUCAACAGUUUAA